GUCUAACUCGGAACGAACAAAUCAUACUUCGGGUUUAGGGUUUAUUUGCAGUUCACAAUCAACGUAACACUAGCGCUCGAUCGCUCAUCUUCUUCCUUCCAUAGCUGAAUUUCUGUUCGGAAUGGCUGCACCACCUUCCGCCCUUGAUAAAGAACAGAUUUUUGGAAUGGCUGAAAAGGAGAUGGAAUACAGGGUCGAAUUGUUCAACAAGAUGACCCAGACCUGUUUCAACAAGUGUGUUGAGAACAGGUACAAGGAGUCUGAGCUAAAUAUGGGUGAAAAUAGUUGCAUUGACCGCUGUGUUUCAAAAUAUUGGCAUGUUACUAAUUUAAUUGGUCAGCUGCUUGGUUCUGGGAGGCCUCCAAUGUAAACCAAUUAUACUGCUGCUUGAGCUUUCUUUUGUGGUUAGCUCUGUCUAAGCUACCACUACAUAUUAGAAGUUGCUGCCUGAGGAAAAAGCCUAAAUUGAAUAUUCUGUGAGCUUGAGAUAGCCCUUGGUAAACUCUAGAAAUAAAUUUUCAGUUAAUUAAGUUCAUUCUUUCUUUCUGAAUUUUUUACUUUUAGGCUUCACCACAGUUUAUCGUGGUGUUAACUUUA
Lotus japonicus is the source of this 597-nucleotide messenger RNA. Its product is annotated as mitochondrial import inner membrane translocase subunit TIM10-like. The transcript is spliced from 5 exons. Gene Ontology annotation, cellular component: mitochondrial inner membrane. Lineage: Eukaryota; Viridiplantae; Streptophyta; Magnoliopsida; Fabales; Fabaceae. The record is from RefSeq and is a predicted model, not a curated record. The coding region runs from base 122 to 370 and encodes 82 amino acids. Gene Ontology annotation, biological process: protein insertion into mitochondrial inner membrane.